Molecule: messenger RNA, 10084 nt
Organism: Neurospora crassa OR74A
Lineage: Eukaryota; Fungi; Ascomycota; Sordariomycetes; Sordariales; Sordariaceae
Exons: 8
Coding region: 223-9714 (3163 amino acids)
Source: RefSeq, a predicted model, not a curated record
CUUUGUAUCACUUCAAGCAAAUCCCAACCAUCAUCACAUCUUUCUCACCACCUAUUUCACACAGCUUUCUUUUCCCCUACUCACUUAUCUUCUGGAGUCCAGGUCCAAAGACCGCCCAGGACUGAUUCUGUCCAAGUUCAGAACUAUUCACUCUCGAGGCAAGGUUACCUCAAGUUGACACCAUACAAGCACAUCAUCGCUUGCCAACCCGCACAUGUGGCCAUGGCUUCGAACCAGGAACUCUACCAUCACCUGGUUCUUGCGGCCAAAGUACCCACAUCUCAACCCGAUGCUCUAGAACCGCUCAACAGGGGCCUUAUCGACUGUGCUAUCAAGGCGUGUAACUUGCUGCGACGACAGUCUUCCCCCCAGCCGUGGGACUCUCUGCUUCCUUCCCUUGAGAAGUGUAGGGAUGUUAAUCAUGACGGCAUGCUCAGUAAGGCAUCACUGGAGGACGCGUUCCGGGACAUUGGAGGAAAGACGCUCAUCUUGCAUGUGGCGAGCCAAAAUGCCGGCCUCCUCAUCCGUCCCAGCUCAAACGAUUCAGUGAUAUUCGAAGCAUUCGAGGCUUCCCCAUCUUUGGAGGCUGUACUGGGAGCCAAGAAUGCGCUUCUAUGGGAUUUCCCUGGUCGGGCGGCUCAGAUUCCUAUCAGCGAAUUUCAGACCGACUCGUUUAGAUCCAAUCUCGCCUUGUUUCUGGAAAAGGCCAGCAUUGAGACUCUAAACGCUCUCAAUGCGCGCGCUGUGAAGAAGCAGACAGCAGUCAUUGAGACGCGUGACACCGCCGACUGCGCGCUGAUUUCCCAGCUGCUCAUAUCCCUGCUGAUUGCCAUUGGUGGUCCCGUUAGCACUCCUAGGUUUCGGAAGAGAGUCCGUGACGAGGUCAACUUCGACAACGCAAAGAAGCCUUGGAGAAGGGCUCCGAUGUGGCUGAUAUUGCGCGUCGCCGUCCGACAAAUGCUAUGUCUUCAACUCGGAAACGAAGCAGGACGAGCAACCUACAAGAUGUUCAUAUGCGUCGUCCUCGCGCAAUUUCUCGAACAGACCUCAAGAGAGCUCGCUGCUGAGAUGGUGAUGACCCUCAGAGCCAAGCUGUGUCGACGCCUCGCCAAGUUGGAAUCGGACAAGCUGCAAGCAUCCGAGUCAGCUCGCCCAGUAUAUGACCAGCUUUUGAACUGCUUGAGCCCCUGGUUCAAGACUGUCAUUCAAGUUGCCACUCAAGAAGCAACACGGGCCUGGGAGCUGCAUAAAGCUUCUGUUCAGCGAAAGAUUCAUCUCCUUCCUCCCAAGUCCGACAUUGCCAACUUCAAACUUCAGCUUCCAAACAGUUGGAAUUAUUUGAAUUCACUUCUCUACCUACAUCCGUAUCCUCUCAAAGAGGUACCAUGUCUCGACUUGCGCGCGAUGAAGUCUGGCACGCUUGGACAGGCUACGAAGUUCGCCAACAAAUAUCUCAGAUUGGCUGAACUUGAGGAUGAAAUUGAGCAAGCCAUCGAACGAGAGGCGCGAUCUCCUCCCGACUCCAUGGAUGGUUAUCGUCUCGGAUGUUUGCGCAUAUCUGAAAUGAUCACGAGACUGAUCAAGGAAGUCGGCGAUGCUUACGAUAACGAUCCAGCGCAAAUGAGCCACCACAUUCUCAAUGUAAUGGAUCUGUGGGUGUCGCUGGACCAGUACGCAACCUCUUUUUGUCCUCUCUUGAUGGCCUAUCAUCCAUUCUUUACUCCUGAGCCACUUGACUUGCUUCAGCUUGCGUCAUUUUCCGACCUGUCCCGGCUCCAUGAGAUACAAGAGUACUUGAAGGAACGGGCAGCUACUGCCGCUGAAUCCAAAACGAUUUUCGCUCCACCGAGCCCCUCUUCGUUUGGAGUUCGGUACACACAGGAAUGCGACGAUGGAGACAGACUGAUCGCAGUGUGGGACACAAUCAACGGAGAAUGCCACCGUACCAGAUACGACAAAAUACAGGCAUGGGUAUCCGCUCUGAAUCAGUACGAGGAUCUCAACAGGAAGAUGCAUGGAGCUGGCUCUUGUCUCUGUAUCCAGAUAUCCGAAACAGAGAGAGAUGUGAGCAAAUGCUUGCUUUGCUGGUGCAAAAGGCAAAUGCGACGAAUGGUUGUCGAGGUUCACGAAGAUUACCUUCCUGAAGACAAAGACGAAGCAGCGACAAUCGUUUUUGAACUUUGUGCGCCUGACUUCUUCACUGCGUAUCGGAAUGCGACUUGGAAUAUCCAUCAAACAUUAGCUCUUAAGGGGGUGGCUUCAUAUACGAAACCUGCAGAUACCCUCUUGAGCUAUUGCCAGCUAAAGGACUUCGCCUCUGAGAGCGCCCAUUCGAGCACGGUGACCUUGGCUUCUGUACCCAAGUCGUGGCUCUCUACUCAUUACCGAAAUCUGCAAGUGCGAAACUCGCCUGAGCUGAAGGACAUUGUUCUACCUCUUGCGCUUCGCUUCGAGUACUUUGACAAAGAGACGAACAGUUGGAUAAAAGACCACGAUCGCCCAUUUCACCUUGCCCGAUUUUGUGGAGUAUCUCUCCCAACUGGUUUCGGGGCUAUUGAAGGGACAAGAGAUGGAGGUCAGAUAACACGUCUUGUGCGAGAACCAUCGUCAUACGAGAUUAUUGCCAAUCAAACCAAAUGCCCUACCACCAUGUCUACAGCCGAGUUCACAGCACAUCAACAUCUGCUCUCUGGAACGUCUAGGCGUUGGCUCACAAUGCUAUUGGAACUGAAUACCCCAAACCUCAAUUUCAGCUCUGAGGAGACUAGCCGUCUAUUCUCCGAGCUCAUUACCCAAGCCGGCACCAUGGAGAAAAGCACUAGCGUCUUCAGAGACGCUCAUCUCAUGUUCCAGGAUGAAGCUUUCUGUGCUCGGCUAGCAGAAGAGAUUGAGCGCAGGCUGACAACGAUCAGUUGGAGAGAUGUCUUUUGCAUGGACGUGAUGAUUUCCAUCACUCUGCGACUUUAUGAGUUGGGCUCGAGUUCCACAAAGCGCUCAGCUGACAAACUCUUAAUGAACGCUCGUUGUGUAACACUUCAGUGGCUCAAAGAUCUGAGAGUGGAAGUUCGUGAUGCCGCUCAAGAGGAUAUAGCAGCCAGAUCAAGUGAAUAUGGAAGAUGGGCAGCCAUCCUCUGCCGCCGAACAUAUUCUGCCCACUCGCCAAACUUGUCCAUGUCAUUGCAGGAUCUUACAACAUUUCUCGAGGCUGCUAUUGGCCUCCAAGAGAACAUGUUGGUGGAUGUUAGUAAACUUUCACAAAACUUCAAGCUCGUCCUCAUCAGGGAUCUGAAAGCUGCAUACAGAUUGCAGUCCACGGUUUCUCUGGCCAUCAAGGCCUAUCCACAAGUUAUCGAAACAAUCUUGGAUUCGAUUUGGCCCAAUCCAACGGGUGCCCCUCGGAUAUUCUCUGACUUGAAGUUCAUGUCAUCUCCCAACUCCCGCUGGAUCGAACAGCAGAUCAAAUUUGAUCAUGGAAAUUUCCACGAGAAGUAUACUGUACAGUUCAACUUCAUAGAGGGUUAUCUCCUUAUCGACGGAAAGCCUCCGGGGACUCUUCCCGCCGAGAUUCGGGAUGACGAGGUCGUGAAGGAACUUUUCGGCAAUCAGCAUCUGAUGACACUUCCUUCAGCAAUGCCGGGCAUGAGCCACUCGCUGUUAGGUGAGGCCCAUCAUAAGCAUCAAGUUCACUUCGGCAUCCGGGAUGGGCAAGUUAUCAUUCGUGCUAAAACCAGAGAAGGGGCUGUCCUGGAACUCAUCCCUCGACGCAAGUUUCGACAAGUCAAAGGGCAUGACAUUCCAGCUAAUCUUAUCGAUGACUGCUUCCAUUGGAUGGCCAUAUCAGACAAAGCAUACCCACGGCUAGAGAUCAGACAUGGUAAACCUUGGAGACAGCACGAUCACAACUGGGUUAUAGACCUUAACACGAGGGUUGCGAGACGCAGGGACGCCAGACUGAUCGACCCACAGUCGAAGCUGUACAAGAUGAUCGAGGAAAAUUUCAAGUACUUUGAGCAUCCUGAAAACUUGCUUGUAUUCCAGCCAGAAUCAGGAAAAGGGAACAUCGUUGUCAAACUCGAAAGGCUGGGCCUGACCUUUCGUGUCAAUCACCGCGGACUUCUAGAAAGUAGGGAAUUGCGCUCCGAGAUGGACCCAAACCAAGACGCUGGAACCCUUUAUGGAUUCAUGAGCAAGAUAUGUCUUCGCGACCUCCGAGAUUCAUCUCAAAGAAGCAUCAUCACUGCUAUGGGCGUACCAUCAUGGACUCGCCAAGGAUCACGGACAGUGAUUCAGGCCGCCCCGGUCAGUCAAUACGGACUGUUCUCUAUUGACAACGUGCUAGGGCGCCUUUGGUGUCUACCUGAGCCGAGAAAUCUCUAUGCGAAGGCGUUGUUCCAUGCUCUCACUACUUCUCCGUUCCCUGAUCCACUUACUGGACGUACUGGAAGGGACGAGGCACAGCAUCUACUGCAAUCCGGGCUCUGUCAGCCGUGGCAGCCCCUAGACAACGACGACCUAGCCAUGCUGCGAUUCAUUCAUCAGAACCUAUGCCCGCGUCGGGAGUACUACCCGCCAAAUCAAAGGAAACUGCAGACUGCCAGCUGGGAUAGACACUUGUCGUAUGCUCAGCAUGACGGAUAUGAUACGAUUGUCCAGGCUAUCAUCGUCAAAUCGAGUCGUUUAUCCUCUUUCCACAACGGCACAUCAACACCACCGUCGUGUUCCACUGUUCACAUCUCCCAUCUUCGGGAGCGUGGUUUGCUUCGGCAAUCCUUGUAUGAGGCAAGGUCCUAUUGCCCUUCCACUUUAACCGGUCGUGGAGACGAACUGUAUCAUUCCAGAGACUGGGAUAUGACAACAAAAAGAUGUGGACACGUUUUCCGCAUUGUACGCCAGGUCACAGAAAAUGGAUUCAAGUUCAACAGGACCAAGCCCUUGUCAAAAAUAUUGGAGGACUGGACAGUGAUUGGAGGCUUCAAGGUGACUCCUGAACACAACUUCUUUUCCCUGAUUGACGUCAUUGAGAGAAUGCCGAGCAAUCACUUUGGAAGCAUGGUUUCAUUCUGUUGCAACAUUCUGCCAGGCGACAAUUACGCGUUGCCGUUCAGAUUAGCACCACUUGUCUUCAGAGACAAUGCUGACAUGGAUUUGGCUGUGUCGUUUGCGGCGUUCUCCCGUUUCAAAGAGCUCAAGGCUCUCGAACACCCUAAAGUCGAUUUUUUUGCGGAUUUCCGGCGUCACGAGUCACCCACCUUGGAUAUGAUCCAAGGGAUCAUCCGACAGCACGCUUCGGAGCUUCCCGUACCUAUCAACCUUCCGUCUGCCAAGGCAAGAUCUAAGUUCCAGAAGGAACAAGAACAUCACAAACAGUUGUGCAUUUCGGAAGAAAAACGCAUUGCUGAACUGAUACAUUGUCAAUGGCCUACAGAAGCUUUGUCAUUUGAAGGCAUCCAAUCCUCUGUGAUUGACUGUUAUGAGGUUCUUCAAACGCUCCAGCCACGGUGGAAGCAGCUCUGGGACAACCACCAACUUUCGCUAUGGACAGACUCAGUCGAUGAUGUUCUCUCAAAACACUCCAGUGCCUACGAGCUUCCAACAAUGUUCAUUCCGACCGACACUCGACCUUACCAGUUACCCACGCGAAAAGAAGUCGUUCCUUCCCUUGCCAGCGACCUACUCCCCAAAUCAGGGCCACAAAGCUUGCCCCUCUCAGCCGAAGUCAACGAGAGUCAAUCCAUGCAUUUGAGUGCACUGGGACCAAAGGCAGAUCGCGGGAAAAAGUUAGUUCGUCCAGAACAUCAAGAGCUUGAUUGCAUUCUUGUCAGCCUCGCCAAAGAACCAGGCUCUAUUCGCCAAGAAUAUGCCAAUGAUCUACGGAGAAGCUUGAAGGCGCUACAAAGUACGCCUCGCCAGGUCAAAGUGGAUAUUCGUCCCACCCUCGCUUUGAUGGACAGCCAGAUUUUGUCAUGUGAGCGGUCGAUCAGAGCACAUAUGGAUGCAAUACAGCAGUCAUGGUCUAAGGACGACAGCGGCUCCCCGUGGCUGAUUGCAGGUGGGCUCUGGCCUAAUGGAAGUAAAAUUACCAUGAUGGAGCAGCUUCGGUCUGUAGCGGAAAACAGUUUUGGAGACGGAAUGAAGAGUGCUUUGGUCGGCCUCGGGAUUAUGCUCACGAGAUUGCAAAAACUGCGACGGAUGAGGCAUGCUCACCUUCAGCGCAACAGCCAACGAGUUCUCGAUGAACUGGCCAAUCCAGGGCAUACGAACUGGGAUUCGGAGGAGUAUCCAGAUUUUCUGCUGCUUGAAUUGGAGAGCAACAUCCUGAUUCGCGAUGAACAAUUUGAGGUUGCUCAGGCGAUUAUCGCACCUAACUCAAAGUCGAACUCAGUCUUGCAGUUGAACAUGGGAAAGGGGAAAACAUCAGUCAUCACGCCAAUGGCCGCAGCAAUACUGGCAGACAAGCAGCAGCUUUGCAGACUUGUCGUGCCCAAGGCUCUCCUCUUGCAAACAGCACAGAUCAUGCAAUCGAGGCUGGGUGGUUUGGUUGGCCGCGAGAUUCGGCAUAUUCCAUUUUCGCGGCAGACUAAAGCAGGGCUGGAGAUGCUAAACGUGUUUGAGGAGUUGCAUCACGAGAUACUCAAUUCUGGGGGAGUAAUCCUGGCAUUGCCGGAAUCUAUCAUGUCGUUCUCGCUCAGUGGCCUUCAAAGUAUGGUCGACUCCAAAUCGAAACAAGCGCGACAAAUGGUCGAAUUUCAACGCUGGCUCACGGAAACCUCGAGAGACAUCCUGGAUGAAUCGGAUGUUACACUGGCCGUCAAAACACAGCUCAUUUACCCCAGUGGUACUGAGAAGGCUGUGGAUGGCCAUCCGCAUAGAUGGCAUGUUGCUCAGGCUCUCCUCGGCCUUGUCGAGGCCCAUGUUCCCGACCUUCGCCAGAAGUUCGGCCGCCGUAUUGAAGUGGAGAAGCAUGGCUUGGCCUUUCCGCGAGUUUAUAUCCUGGACUCGGAAGUCGAGCAGGAGUUGAAGCGACGUAUCAUUGAUGAUGUUUGUGCUGGAAAAUCACCUACCUUCCAUCUUGCUGAGUCUGUUCAACCGAGCGUUAAGGCAAGACUGAAGCACGCUCUGAGCGAUCCAGUUGUGGAGGACUUUCAAAUCAACAAGGCGAAGCGAGCGUUUGUUGACAGAAAUUCUGCUGGUGACAAAAUCCUGCUGCUUCGAGGUUUGAUACACAGCGGUAUUCUUUUGCUUUGUCUGAAGAAGAGAUGGAACGUACAGUAUGGGCUGCAUCCCGAUCGUAUACCCAUUGCCGUUCCCUUCGAGGCAAAGGGUGUCCCAUCCGCCAACGCCGAGUUCGGUCAUCCUGACGUCGCCAUCAUCUUCACUUGUCUCGCCUUUUACUACUCUGGUCUAACUUUGAAGCAAUUCACCGACUGUCUUGGCAGCGUUCUGAAGUCUGAUGACCCGCAGUCUGAGUACGACAUCUGGACUCAGGGCUGCGCCAAUCUUCCUCAGGAUCUUCGACAGUGGAAUCUGAUCAAUGCCGAAGACCAUCUUCAGGUAGACCAGUUGUGGAAGCUACUCCGGCUCAACAAGGCAGUGUUAAAUUAUUAUCUCAACACAUUUGUGUUUCCGAAACACUGCAAGCAGUUCGAAGUCAAACUUCAGACAUCUGGUUGGGAUAUUCCUCUCUUUCCACGAAUAACCGACAAGCAAGCACAAUCAGCUCGGACCACUGGCUUCAGCGGUACGAAUGACAACAAAUACUUGCUUCCACUUACCAUCAAGCAAGACGACCUCCCCAGUUUGUCACAGACCAAUGCCGAAGUCCUCACGUAUCUUCUUGAGGGAAGAAACAGGGGGUACGAGAAGCUGGCUGAACAUUACGGGAGACAAGCUGGGAGAAGACUAACGGAGUCUGAGCUUCUUAGACGCUUGUCACAAAAAAGAAUACGUAUCCUCAUUGAUGCCGGUGCGUUUGUGCUGGAGAAGGGAAACCAGGAAGUGGUAAAAGAAUGGCUGAGUUAUGACACUUACAGCCCGGCGGCGGUCUUUUUCAAUGAAGACAACAAGGCCAUGGUACUGUCCCGCGGGUCCAGAAAGCCGGUUUCAUUGCUAGCCACCCCAUAUGCGGAAAACCUGGAAGACUGCCUGGUGUAUCUCGACGAAGCGCACACCCGCGGGACAGAUCUCAAAUUACCACAAGGGGCUUGUGGAGCUCUGACAUUGGCAUUGAAUCAGACCAAGGAUCAUACUGUUCAAGCCGCUAUGAGACUUCGACAACUGGGCACAACGCAGUCAAUAGUCUUCUGUGCGCCACCUGAGGUCGAUCACGACAUCCGGAAAGUGUGCCAGCUCUCUUGGCUAGACCACAUCAACUCCGGACAUUGCGUACGGUGGCUCCUUGAAAUGACCUGUCGUGCUAACGAAAGUCUUCGCCCAUUGUACGUGGCACAAGGGACUGAUUUCUGCAAAAGGAUGAACUCCGCGUGGGAGAAUCCAAAUUAUGUCGGUUCGACGAAGCACCGCGACGCUCAUAUGGGCGUGAUUCUUCAGAAGGAGUGCUCGACGCUCAAGGAAAUCUAUGGAAGCAAAGCGCAAGUUUCGGGGUUGGAUGUUGGUUUUCCGGCAAUCAGGAAUCCGGAGCUGCGAUCCUUCUACGAAACCCUCAUGAACAAGAAGAAAGGCCUUGCUCAUACCACGUCCGAGGCCCUUGCUUGUGCUCUUGAUGAGGUAGAGCAGGAGCGCGAAGUUGAGUUCCAGGUUGAGGAGAUCCGCCAGGUGCGCAAACCCACUCAUUACGAUGCCUUGCAAUUUCCUGGGAUGCAUCCAAACAUCCUGAAAUUUAUAAAGAAGGGUGUGCUACGGGGCACGGAUGGCUAUGAGCAUGCCUUCACCGCCCUAGGGAGGACCACAUUGGGGAGAAAGUAUGAGGUUCGCUCAACGGGCUCGAAAUUCUAUGUGUCAUCCGAGUUCCGGCGCACUAUUUCAGCCAGCAAAGACCCAAGCGAUAAUUUCUUUAGACCCGUAGAAUGGAUUCUCUACGCUCCCCGCACUCAGACGGCGUUGGUACUCAUUCCUGAGGAAGCCGAAAUAGCAAUCCCCGUGUUGCGUGCCGCUGAAAGCCGCAGCCCGGUCCAUCUCAUUCCCUACACUUCACCAGUCACACGAAACAUGACGUCGCUAGGCCGACUUACCUAUUACGCCUUCCCUUCGCUACCUAAAAGCACCAAAAUUCCAGACUGGCUUACAAUCGAGAUCGGAAUCCUCGCCGGUCGUCUUUACUUUGACUUUACCGAGUACGGCGCCAUUGUCAAGUAUCUCCAAGCGGAUAAAGCCAAUGAAGCAGAAGGAGAAGGCGCCGACGACAAAUGCAAACCAACGUCUUCACUUGUUAAUGGCCACACUGAAGUCGAAUUUGCCAAGAAUCCUCUCGCCUUCGUCCUCGACUGGCUCACACAUCGGAGACGCGGACAGGACAUCACGCAUACCCCUAUGGGAUACGUGUGUCAGCGCCGGAAGUUGAGCGCCGAACAUCCGUUUUUCAGGUCGUCGGAGGCGGAGAUGUCGGAGGUUGGCGGAACGUCGCCAAAGAGAAGAAGCGACAAAGAGGACGAGUCAGACUCGGAUGGAGACUAUGACAUGGUUGAGAUGGACCAGUCGGACGAUGAUGGUGGCGAGGAUGUGUCUGCGGUUGAGGAAUGGCACCGUGAGGACGAGUGAAAGAUGCAUGAUUCUUUCGAGGAUAGUAGCAGGCUAAAUGACGAUGUGGAUUGAAGAUGAGGCGUCAGUUCGAGAGCUGAUUGAUGGUGUUAUUUGCUUUGGACAUUUGCUCAUGGCGGGCCUUUGUAGGGGUGGAGUUAUUGUCGGAUUUUGAGGGACUUCUGCUUGGUUGUUGGUCAUUUAGGGCAAGCACUGGAUUUGGUGUAGUAGCGUUGUCAGAUUAUGUGGUUUGUGGUCUUUUCCUAUUCGCCUUUUACUGGACAGGACUUCGAGCUCAUGUGGGUUGAUUUACCUACACAGCGUUCAUAGGAUUACUAAGUACUUGCUUGUUUCAGUAGCUGUUUUAUCUAAUACCUAUUUCAUUCGUGAA